Molecule: messenger RNA, 5319 nt
Organism: Notothenia coriiceps (black rockcod)
Lineage: Eukaryota; Metazoa; Chordata; Actinopteri; Perciformes; Nototheniidae
Gene: pds5a
Product: PDS5 cohesin associated factor A
Exons: 33
Biological process (GO): DNA repair; mitotic sister chromatid cohesion
Cellular component (GO): chromatin; nucleus
Source: RefSeq, a predicted model, not a curated record
CAGACACCACUGACUGAACGGACAGAGAGCUUUGUGCCGAAAACUAAAACCAACCUGUGUCAGACUAAUGAAUUAAAACGGCCCACUUGAGAGAGGCCAGUAGAAGACCGUGUGGACCAGACAUCAACAAGCAUGGAGUUCCCGCAACAGCAGAAACCGGCGGUGGACGGGAAGAUCAUAUACCCACCCGGAGUGAAGGAUAUUACGGACAAAAUCAGCAACGAUGAGGUGGUCAAACGUUUAAAGAUGGUGGUGAAGACCUACAUGGACAUGGACCAAGACUCUGAGGAGGAGAAGGCGCAGUAUCUCGGCCUGGCGCUCCACCUCGCCUCAGAGUUCUUCCUCAGGAACCCCAACAAAGACGUGAGGCUGCUGGUGGCCUGCUGUCUGGCUGACAUCUUCAGGAUCUAUGCUCCCGAGGCCCCCUACACCUCCCACGACAAACUCAAGGACAUUUUCCUGUUCAUCACCAGACAGCUAAAGGGCCUGGAGGACACUAAGAGCCCUCAGUUCAACAGAUACUUCUACCUGCUGGAGAACCUGGCGUGGGUGAAGUCGUACAACAUAUGUUUCGAACUGGAGGACUGCAACGAGAUCUUCAUCCAGCUUUUCAAAUCACUCUUCUCUGUCAUCAAUAACAGCCAUAACCAGAAGGUGCAGAUGCACAUGAUAGACCUGAUGAGCUCCAUCAUCAUGGAGGGCGACGGAGUCACACAGGAGCUGCUGGACACCAUGCUCAUUAACCUCAUUCCUGCUCACAAGAAUCUGAACAAACAAGCGUACGACCUUGCUAAGACUCUGCUGAAGAGGACAGUUCAGACCAUCGAGACAUGCAUCGCAAACUUCUUCAAUCAGGUUUUAGUGAUGGGCAAGUCAUCAGUCAGCGACCUGUCGGAGCACGUCUUUGACCUCAUCCAGGAACUUUUUGCCAUCGACCCGAUGCUGCUUACCUCUGUCAUGCCACAGCUGGAAUUCAAACUUAAGGUUAACACGUACACACGUACACACUCCGUCACUGGCCUUUUAUAAUAUGAUAGAGCAUGGUUCAGUUGAUCUCACUAUGUGUGACUGAUGUUUCUCUCCAGGUUUAAUGACAUCCACGUUCCAGUCAGGCUAGAGUGUGUAAAGUUUGCCAGCCACUGCCUGAUGAACCACCCGGAUCUGGCCAAAGACUUGACAGAGUAUUUGAAGGUGCGUUCCCAUGACCCGGAGGAGGCCAUCCGUCAUGAUGUCAUUGUCACCAUCAUCAACGCUGGAAAGAAAGACCUCAACUUAAUCAAUGACCAGCUGCUGGGCUUCGUACGAGAGAGGACAUUAGACAAGAGGUGGCGUGUGCGUAAAGAGGGCAUGAUGGGCCUUGCUCAGCUUUAUAAGAAAUACUGUCUGCACCAUGAGGCCGGGAAAGAGUGUGCCCAGAAGAUCAGCUGGAUCAAAGACAAACUGCUGCACAUCUACUAUCAGAACAGCAUUGAUGACAAGUUAUUAGUAGAGAAGAUCUUCGCUCAGUACAUGGUUCCUCACAGUCUUGACACAGAGGAGAAGAUGAAGUGUCUUUACUACCUGUAUGCCUGCCUGGACACGAACGCUGUCAAGGCCCUGAAUGAGAUGUGGAAGUGUCAAAACAUGCUGAGAAGCCUCGUCAAAGAGCUGCUUGACCUCCACAAGCUGCCAGCGACGGAGGCCAAUAACUCAGCCCAGAUGGGGAAGCUGAUGAAUAUUUCCAAGAAUCUGCCAGACGCUGGAAAGGCCCAGGACUUCAUGAAGAAGUUCAACCAGGUUCUGGGAGAGGACGAGAAGCUCAGAGUGCAGCUGGACAUGCUCAUCAGCCCCACCUGCUCCUGCAAACAGGCCGAGAUCUGUGUGAGGGAGAUAACUCGGAAAUUGACGUUCCCCAAACAGCCCACCAACCCCUUCCUGGAGAUGGUGAAGUUCCUGCUGGAGCGCAUCGCCCCUGUCCACAUCGACUCUGAGGCCAUCAGUGCUCUGGUGAAGCUGCUGAACAAGUCCAUUGAGGGUACGGCUGAUGACGAUGAGGAGGGCGUUACCCCGGAUACAGCUAUCCGCUCUGGCCUGGAGCUCCUUAAGGUGCUGUCGUUCACCCACCCCACAGCGUUCCACUCUGCAGAAACCUACGAGUCUCUGCUGCAGUGUUUGAAGAUGGAGGAUGAAAAAGUGGCAGAGGCAGCCAUUCAGAUAUUCAGGAACACAGGGCAGAAGAUCGAGACAGAGCUACAACAGAUAAGAUCGACUCUGAUCCCUGUCCUGCAUCAGAAAGCUAAGCGGGGAACGCCUCAUCAGGCCAAGCAGGCCGUGCACUGUAUUCACGCCAUCUUUAACAACAAGGAAGUGCAGCUGGCACAGAUUUUUGAGCCUCUGUCACGCAGUCUGAACGCAGACGUCCCAGAGCAGCUCAUCACGCCCCUCGUGUCUCUGGGCCACAUCUCCAUGCUGGCCCCAGAUCAGUUUGCAUCACCGAUGAAGUCAAUCGUGGCUAAUUUCAUUGUCAAGGAUUUGCUCAUGAAUGACAGGUCGGUGGGAAACAAGAAUGGGAAGCUGUGGACGACUGACGAGGAAGUUUCACCUGAAGUCCUAGCUAAGGUCCAGGCCAUCAAGCUGCUAGUGCGUUGGUUACUAGGGAUGAAAAACAACCAAUCCAAGUCGGCGAACUCCACCCUGCGCCUGCUGUCAGCCAUGCUGGUCAGCGAGGGAGACCUCACGGAGCAGAAGAAGAUCAGUAAGUCAGACAUGUCUCGUCUGAGGCUGUCCGCCGGUGGAGCCAUCAUGAAGUUGGCCCAGGAGCCCUGUUACCAUGACAUCAUCACACCUGAACAGUUCCAGCUCUGCGGCCUCGUUAUCAACGACGAGUGCUACCAGGUGCGUCAGAUCUUCGCCCAGAAGUUGCACCUGUCUCUGGUCAAACUGACUCUGCCUCUGGAGUACCUGGCAGUGUUCGCCCUGUGUGCCAAGGACCCGGUGAAGGAGCGCCGCGCCCACGCCCGACAGUGCCUCCUCAAAAACAUCUCCGUCCGCCGAGAGUAUAUGAAACAAAACCCACUCGCUCAGGAAAAACUUGCCUCCCUUCUUCCUGAGUUUGUCGUCCCCUAUAUGAUCCACCUGCUGGCACACGACCCAGACUUCACAAAACCUCAGGAAUAUGAACAGCUCAAAGAUAUCAAGGAGUGCCUGUGGUUCAUGCUGGAAGUGCUGAUGACCAAGAAUGAGAACAACAGUCAUGCUUUCCUAAGGAAGAUGGUAGAGAACAUCAAGCAGACGAAGGACGCACAGUGUCCUGAAGACGCAAAGGCCAAUGAGAAGAUGUAUAUUGUCUGUGACGUCGCUCUCUUCGUCAUCGCCAACAAGAGCACUGCAUGUCACCUGGACUCUCCGAAAGACCCCGUCCUACCCUCCAACUUCUUCAUCGUGCAGGACAAGGAGUUCAAAAAUGAAAUGGAGUAUUUGUCGACAGAGAUGAGACAAAUGCUGCUCUCUGGAAAGCCUAAAGUAGCUCCAGUGUUGGGAGCUGCGAACAAACCUCUGACGGUACCGGGGAGGAGGAUCUUCAACAAGACCACCACCACCACCACCACCGCCGCCGCCGCUGCCGCCGCAGCAACAGCAGCAGCAGCAGCAGCAGCAGCAGCAGCUGCCCUAGACACAGCCAGCAACACCAGCACCAACUCCUCCCCACUGAACGCCUCCACCAUCAAGAACAGUAACAACAAUGCUGCCACCGAGUCAUCAGAGAGCCCAGCGCAGGAAAACAACGAGAACCCAGUCAUCAAGAACAGCGAGGGGAAGAAGAAUGAGGCAAGUCAGAAUGCGACUCCUGACGCAGAGACGGAAGCAUCGACCGUCAAACGACGCGGCCGCCCUCCUAAAACUGCUGCUGCUGCCGCCGCCGCGGUGGUGAUGGUUGUUGAGAAAGAGGCUCCAGUGACACCGACAGGAGGAGCUGGCAGAGGCAGGAAGAGAGCAGCUGACCCCAAAUCCAACCCCUCAGCAGACUCCAUCAACAUCAAGAUGUCAAAACAGCAGCAGCAGAAUGAAGAAGGGACAAAGAGACAGAUCGACUUGCAGAGGUGGCUGUUUGUGAGCAGAGAUAAUGAAAAAGUGAGAAAGUGGGAGUCAGGAGAGGAGACAGGGAGAGCUGUAGGGUUAGUCGCCCCCUUCCUGGGCAGUGAGGGCGACGCUGAGAUAGAGAUGGAGUCCAGCCCAGAGAUCAGGAAGGAGAGAGAAAGACACCCCCCCACAAAAGAGCAGAACAGCCAGGCAGAUGGGUCCGACCUGUACAACCAGGGAGAAACCAAGUCUUCAAGGAGGGGGGUUCCUUCUGGCAGGCCGGGAGAGCCCAAAAGUGGGCUGGCAGUAAAGAGGAAACCACUGAAGGGGAAAUCAAGACUGUAGUGAACAGGCCGGACUCUGCCUCGUUCCUCGGCUGCGUGUACGCUCCUCUGACUCUAAAGCUGUCCUGGACUCAUUAUGGACCUUUCUUAAACACACACAUGUACACACGCAGACACAAAUCUCUGACAUCUUAGACGGUUUUAAAUACCUUAUAGUCAUGAAGCUCAUCGUAUGUAGGUCUUACUCAAAAAACAUGUUAUUUUCCCCCCUGUUUGUUGCUCUUUGCUUCUUUUGUGGAGCCGUUUUAAAGAAAAAAACAGGAUGGACAUUUUACAAACGUUUUAAUCUGGUUGAUUGUUGCUUAUUAAAUUCCCUGGAAAAAAUCCUAAUGUCUGUGUAUGUCUCCUGACCUCUUCCUCCUCGAGUCUGUUGCACAAUAGUUUUUUGUUGUUUAUUUUGAGCUCACUAGUGUUACUUGCAGUUGUAUUUUGUAAAUACCCAUGUUCAACUUUGCAGUUGAACCUUUUGAAUAUCCAAAGCGGUUACUAUGGCUGGAAUCCGGGAUCAUCAUAGCAUAAGAUUUGUGCAUUUAGCAGCUGUCCCAACACCAACAUUUUAUAAACUUUAGUAUGUUUAGACUUCUAACAAGUAUGUUGAGGUGCUUUAGCUUGACCAUAGCACCUCGAAGUCCAGGAGAAACUUGGGCCUAUUAACCGCCACCUGUAAUGCUUUUAAAAGCCUUUUGGUUAUUUCUAGUGUUCGACACAUUUAAGCGGUCAAACAUUUCUGGAUACUUUGCUUCAAGCUCAGUUUGGCGCCUCCUCCCCUCUGAAAUCGAGCUGGGUAUGAAUUACAGUUUGGUUUUGUACUGCUGAAGUAUGAUUUAGUACUUCACUUUUGAAUGCAUAAAUGAUAUAUUACUAUACUAUGUGUUCAGGUUUAUUCUUUUACAAUUAAAUCUUUUUUUGUACUUCA